Molecule: messenger RNA, 1068 nt
Organism: Penicillium vulpinum
Lineage: Eukaryota; Fungi; Ascomycota; Eurotiomycetes; Eurotiales; Aspergillaceae
Exons: 3
Coding region: 1-1068 (355 amino acids)
Source: RefSeq, a predicted model, not a curated record
AUGGAGAGCAACACGGUGGCUGAGGCCGUUACUGUCAGUCUGCAGGAACUUGUAGAUGGAACCGUAUCCUUCGACACUCUAACCGAAGCAUUUGGCCCGUCCUCUCUGGGUAUCAUCGUCGUCAAAGACCUUCCCUCGACCUUCAGCGACCUGCGCGCAAAGGUUCUCUCUAAUGCCUCGUAUCUGGCAGCUCUCUCUGACCCCGAACUGGAAUCCCUCACAAGCCCAGAAUCUAAAUACUUGGUCGGCUGGUCCUGUGGCAAAGAAACCCUGAAAUCGGGCCAUUUCGACACACUCAAGGGCUCGUACUACGUGAACUGCGCCUUUUAUCAGGAUGCUUCUCUAGAAAGUGCCCCGGCGGAUGACUUCCCAGAUCUACCCCAGUAUACCGCGCCAAACAUCUGGCCUUCGCCAACCAGAUUGCCCGAAUUCAGGGGUAGUGUGGAGUCACUAUGUACGUUGAUCAUUGAUACCGCGGCUCUGGUCGCUAGGGCAUGUGAUCGGUAUGCGGAAGCCAACAUCGAAGGCUAUAAGCCUGGAUAUCUACACCAUGUCGUGACAACCAGCUUGACUACAAAGGCGCGGCUUUUGCAUUAUUUCCCUGGAAACGAGGAAGAUGAGGCUGAGGCCAGUGACGACGACUGGUGCGCUACGCAUCUCGACCACGGCUGUCUGACUGGCUUGACAUCGGCCAUGUUCCUCGACGAAGUGGCUUCCCCUCCCACUAUUGAUCCGUCUUCCGGGUCUGCAUCUGCCACUCUCCCGGAACUCUCCCGUUCCCCGGAUCCGUCGGCUGGAUUGUACAUCCGCUCGCGCACUAAUGAAAUCGUUAAAGUUAAUAUUCCUAAAGAUUGUCUAGCUUUCCAGACUGGUGAGGCCUUGCAGCUGAUCACACGUGGCAAGUUUAUGGCCGUGCCUCAUUUUGUUAAGGGGGCCAAGGCUAGUCCUGGGCAGAAGAUUGCUAGGAAUACUCUAGCUGUGUUUACGCAGCCAAAUCUUGAGGAGGAGGUUCAGCCUGGGUUGAGCUUUGCGGAGUUCGCAAGGGGUGUUGUACAGAAGAACUAUUGA